This is a messenger RNA of Lathyrus sativus (Indian pea), 3660 nucleotides long. Lineage: Eukaryota; Viridiplantae; Streptophyta; Magnoliopsida; Fabales; Fabaceae. The record is from the annotation of a GenBank genome assembly.
AUGUUGACCAAAUUCGAGACCAAGAGUAACCGAGUUAAGGGUCUCAGCUUCCACCCGAAACGACCAUGGAUCCUCGCCAGUCUCCACAGCGGCGUCAUCCAGUUAUGGGAUUACCGCAUGGGAACCCUCAUCGACAAAUUCGACGAACACGAUGGUCCCGUUCGCGGUGUUCAUUUUCACAAUUCUCAACCUCUAUUCGUCUCCGGAGGUGAUGAUUACAAGAUCAAGGUUUGGAACUACAAACUGCAUAGAUGUUUGUUCACUCUUUUAGGUCAUUUAGAUUACAUCCGCACCGUUCAAUUUCAUCACGAGAGUCCUUGGAUUGUCAGUGCUAGUGAUGAUCAAACCAUUCGCAUCUGGAACUGGCAGUCGCGAACCUGCAUUUCUGUUUUGACUGGUCAUAAUCAUUAUGUUAUGUGUGCGCUUUUUCACCCUAAGGACGAUCUCGUUGUGUCUGCGUCGUUGGAUCAGACUGUUCGCGUUUGGGAUAUCGGGUCUCUUAAGAGGAAGAAUGCGUCUCCUGCGGAUGAUAUACUUAGGUUGAGUCAGAUGAAUACUGAUCUUUUUGGUGGGGUUGAUGCUGUUGUUAAGUAUGUUUUGGAAGGUCAUGACCGUGGUGUUAACUGGGCUUCUUUUCAUCCCACACUGCCUCUUAUUGUCUCUGCUGCUGAUGAUAGACAGGUUAAGAUUUGGAGGAUGAACGACACAAAGGCAUGGGAAGUAGAUACUUUGAGAGGGCACAUGAAUAAUGUUUCAUGUGUAAUGUUCCAUGCCAAACAGGAUAUCAUUGUCUCAAAUUCUGAAGACAAAAGUAUUCGCAUAUGGGAUGCGACAAAGCGAACUGGAAUUCAAACAUUUCGCCGAGAGCAUGAUAGGUUUUGGAUUCUUGCUGCACAUCCUGAAAUGAAUUUAUUAGCGGCUGGUCAUGACAGUGGUAUGAUUGUUUUUAAGUUGGAGAGGGAAAGGCCUGCUUUCACGGUUAGUGGGGAUUCUUUAUUCUACACAAAAGAUCGGUUCUUGUGUUUCUAUGAAUUUUCAACACAAAGAGACGUGCAAGUACUUCCAUUUCGACGACCGGGUUCCUUAAGCUUGAAUCAAAGUCCAAAGACUCUUUCCUAUAGCCCAACUGAAAAUGCAUUUCUUUUGUGUUCAGAUGUAGAUGGUGGAUCUUAUGAGUUGUAUUGCAUAUCAAAGGAUGGUUAUGGUAGGGGAGACGUGCAAGAUGCAAAAAAAGGUCACGGGGGAUCUGCAGUCUUUGUUGCUCGUAAUCGAUUUGCCGUGCUUGAGAAGAGCACCAAUCAAGUCCUUAUCAAAAGUUUGAAGAACGAUAUUGUUAAAAAGAGUGCCCUUCCAAUUGCCACUGAUGCUAUAUUCUAUGCAGGAACAGGCAACUUACUUUGUAGGUCUGAGGAUAGGGUUGUUGUGUUUGAUCUUCAACAGAGGAUUGUUCUUGGUGAUCUCCAGACCCCUUUUAUCAAAUAUGUUGUCUGGUCUAAUGACAUGGAACAUGUUGCUUUGCUAAGCAAGCAUGCCAUUAUAAUAGCUAGCAAGAAGCUUGUGCACCAAUGCACUCUCCAUGAAACAAUCCGUGUAAAAAGUGGAGCUUGGGAUGACAAUGGUGUUUUCAUUUAUACUACACUAAAUCACAUUAAAUAUUGUCUUCCCAAUGGAGAUAAUGGGAUUAUAAAAACACUGGAUGUUCCAAUUUAUAUCACAAAGGUUUCAGGAAAUGUAAUCUUCUGUUUGGACCGGGAUGGAAAAAGCCGAGUAAUAACUAUUGAUGCAACUGAAUAUAUUUUUAAGCUUUCCCUCUUCAAAAAAAAAUAUGACCAUGUUAUGAACAUGAUAAAGAACUCUCAACUCUGUGGGCAGGCCAUGAUUGCUUAUCUUCAACAGAAGGGCUUUCCUGAGGUGGCCCUGCAUUUUGUGAAAGAUGAAAAAAUUCGGUUCAACUUGGCUUUAGAAAGUGGUAAUAUUCAAAUUGCAGUUGCAUCAGCCACUGCAAUUGAUGAGAAAGACUACUGGUAUCGUUUAGGGGUUGAGGCUCUUCGCCAAGGUAAUGCUGGCAUAGUAGAGUAUGCAUAUCAGAGGACAAAAAAUUUUGAGAGGUUGUCUUUCCUUUAUCUUGUAACUGGCAACUUGGAGAAACUUUCGAAGAUGUUGAAAAUUGCUGAAGUGAAGAAUGACGUAAUGGGCCAGUUUCACAAUGCCUUGUAUAUGGGCGAUGUUCGAGAACGCGUCAAGGUCUUGGAGAAUGUGGGCCAUUUGCCUCUUGCUUACAUCGCUGCAUCAGUCCAUGGGUUGCAUGACGUUGCUGAACGGCUUGCAACUGAACUUGGAGAUAAUGUUCCAUCUUUGCCUGAGGGGAAAGUGCCGUCUCUCUUGAUACCUCCUUCACCUGUCAUGUGUGGAAGUGAUUGGCCCCUUCUUAGGGUUAUGCGAGGCAUGUUUGAUGGCGCAUUUGACAAUACAGGUCGGGGAGUUGACGAUGAAGAAGAGUACGAGGCUGCUGAUGGAGACUGGGGUGAGGGGCUGGACAUAGUUGAUGUGGAUGCAGCCUUGCAAAAUGGAGAUGUUGCCGAAAUUUUGGAACAUGGAGAAGUGGCUGAAGAAAAUGACGAAGAAGGUGGAUGGGAUAUGGAAGAUUUAGAGCUGGGCCCUGAAGCUGACACCCCAAAGGCUUCUAUUGGCACACAGUCUUCCGUUUUUAUUGCCCCGACACCAGGCAUGCCAGUAAGCCACAUAUGGGUGCAGAAAUCAUCACUUGCUGCUGAGCAUGCAGCUGCUGGAAAUUUCGAUACUGCAAUGAGGUUGCUGAACCGACAACUUGGGAUAAGGAAUUUUGCCCCCUUAAAAUCCAUUUUUCUCGAUCUUCAUACUGGCAGUCAUUCCUAUCUGCGUGCAUUUUCAUCUGCUCCAAUCAUAUCACUUGCAGUUGAAAGAGGUUGGACUGAGUCAUCUAGUACAAAUGUGAGAGGCCCCCCAGCACUUCCUUUCAAAUUGUCUCAGCUGGAUGAAAAGCUUAGAGCUGGUUAUAAGUUUUUUACUGCCGGAAAAUUCACUGAGGCUCUUAAGACAUUUGUUAAUAUUCUUCAUACAAUUCCUUUGAUUGUGGUGGAGUCAAGGAGGGAAGUGGAUGAUGUGAAGGAACUGAUUAUCAUAGUCAAAGAGUAUGUUUUGGGUCUGCAGAUCGAGCUGAAGAGGAGAGAAACUAAGGACAAUCCAGUGAGACAGCAGGAGCUUGCUGCUUAUUUCACUCACUGUAACCUUCAGGUGCCUCACUUGAGGUUAGCUUUGUUGAAUGCAAUGAGUGUCUGCUACAAAGCAAAGAACCUUGCCACCGCUGCUAACUUUGCUAGGAGGCUGCUUGAGACAAAUCCCACCAUUGAAAACCAAGCGAAGACAGCAAGGCAAGUGCUGACAGCUGCGGAAAGAAAUAUGACUGAUGCCACACAGUUGAACUAUGACUUCCGAAACCCAUUUGUUACUUGUGGGGCUACGUAUGUGCCAAUCUAUCGAGGACAGAAGGAUGUUGCUUGCCCAUACUGUACUUCCCGUUUUGUGCCAAGCCAGGAGGGGCAGCUUUGUGCUGUUUGUGAUAUUUCAGUAAUAGGUGCUGAUGCUUCUGGACUGCUAUGUUCACCUUCCCAGGUACGCUGA